Molecule: messenger RNA, 9139 nt
Organism: Myxocyprinus asiaticus (Chinese sucker)
Lineage: Eukaryota; Metazoa; Chordata; Actinopteri; Cypriniformes; Catostomidae
Product: methylthioribose-1-phosphate isomerase-like
Exons: 6
Coding region: 6346-7407 (353 amino acids)
Molecular function (GO): S-methyl-5-thioribose-1-phosphate isomerase activity
Source: RefSeq, a predicted model, not a curated record
UUACCAGAUGUAGAUUCAAUUUUGAGAUAUAAAGUCGCAAUUACCAGAUAUAGAUUCAAUUCUGAGAUAUAAAAUCGCAAUUACCAGAUAUAAAGUCGUAAUUACCAGAUGUAAAGUCGUAAUUAUCAGAUAUAGAUGCAAUUUUGAGAUAUAAAGUCGCAAUUACCAGAUAUAGAUUCAAUUCUGAGAUAUAAAGUCACAAUUACCAGAUAUAAAGUCGUAAUUACCAGAUGUAAAGUCGUAAUUAUCAGAUAUAGAUGCAAUUCUGAGAUAUAAAGUCGUAAUUGCCAGAUAUAAAGUAAUUACCAGAUAUAGAUGCAGUUCUGAGAUAUAAAGUCACAAUUACCAGAUAUAAAGUCGCAAUUACCAGAUAUAGAUGCAAUUCUGAGAUAUAAAGUCACAAUUACCAGAUAUAAAGUCGUAAUUACCAGAUAUAAAGUCGUAAUUACCAGAUAUAGAUGCAGUUCUGAGAUAUAAAGUCGCAAUUACCAGAUAUAGAUGCAAUUCUGAGAUAUAGUCACAAUUACCAGAUAGAAAGUCGUAAUUGCCAGAUAUAGAUUCAGUUCUGAGAUAUAAAGUCGUAAUUAUCAGAUAUAGAUUCAAUUCUGAGAUAUAAAGUCACAAUUACCAGAUAUAAAGUUGUAAUUACCAGAUAUAGAUUCAAUUUUGAGAUAUAAAGUCGCAAUUACCAGAUAUAGAUUCAAUUCUGAGAUAUAAAAUCGCAAUUACCAGAUAUAAAGUCGUAAUUACCAGAUGUAAAGUCGUAAUUAUCAGAUAUAGAUGCAAUUUUGAGAUAUAAAGUCGCAAUUACCAGAUAUAGAUUCAAUUCUGAGAUAUAAAGUCACAAUUACCAGAUAUAAAGUCGUAAUUACCAGAUAUAGAUUCAAUUCUGAGAUAUAAAGUCGCAAUUACCAGAUAUAGAUUCAAUUCUGAGAUAUAAAAUCGCAAUUACCAGAUAUAAAGUCGUAAUUACCAGAUAUAGAUUCAAUUCUGAGAUAUAAAGUCGCAAUUACCAGAUAUAGAUUCAAUUUUGAGAUAUAAAGUCGCAAUUACCAGAUAUAGAUUCAAUUUUGAGAUAUAAAGUCGCAAUUACCAGAUAUAGAUUCAAUUCUGAGAUAUAAAAUCGCAAUUACCAGAUAUAAAGUCGUAAUUACCAGAUGUAAAGUCGUAAUUAUCAGAUAUAGAUGCAAUUUUGAGAUAUAAAGUCGCAAUUACCAGAUAUAGAUUCAAUUCUGAGAUAUAAAGUCACAAUUACCAGAUAUAAAGUCGUAAUUACCAGAUAUAGAUUCAAUUCUGAGAUAUAAAGUCGCAAUUACCAGAUAUAGAUUCAAUUCUGAGAUAUAAAAUCGCAAUUACCAGAUAUAAAGUCGUAAUUACCAGAUAUAGAUGCAAUUUUGAGAUAUAAAGUCGCAAUUACCAGAUAUAGAUUCAAUUCUGAGAUAUAAAGUCACAAUUACCAGAUAUAAAGUCGUAAUUACCAGAUAUAGAUUCAAUUCUGAGAUAUAAAAUCGCAAUUACCAGAUAUAAAGUCACAAUUACCAGAUAUAAAGUCGCAAUUACCAGAUAUAAAGUCGCAAUUACCAGAUAUAGAUUCAAUUCUGAGAUAUAAAGUCACAAUUACCAGAUAUAAAGUCGCAAUUACCAGAUAUAGAUUCAAUUCUGAGAUAUAAUGUCACAAUUACCAGAUAUAAAGUCGCAGUUACCAGAUAUAGAUGCAAUUCUGAGAUAUAAAAUCGCAAUUACCAGAUAUAAAGUUGCAAUUACCAGAUAUAAAGUCGCAAUUACCAGAUAUAGAUUCAAUUCUGAGAUAUAAAAUCGCAAUUACCAGAUAUAAAGUCGUAAUUACCAGAUAUAGAUGCAAUUCUGAGAUAUAAAGUUGUAAUUGCCAGAUAUAAAGUCGUAAUUACCAGAUAUAGAUGCAAUUCUGAGAUAUAAAGUCGUAAUUGCCAGAUAUAAAGUCGUAAUUACCAGAUAUAGAUGCAGUUCUGAGAUAUAAAGUCACAAUUACCAGAUAUAAAGUCGCAUUUACCAGAUAUAGAUGCAAUUCUGAGAUAUAAAGUCACAAUUACCAGAUAUAAAAUCGCAAUUACCAGAUAUAAAGUCGUAAUUACCAGAUGUAAAGUCGUAAUUAUCAGAUAUAGAUGCAAUUCUGAGAUAUAAAGUCAUAAUUGCCAGAUAUAAAGUCGUAAUUACCAGAUAUAGAUGCAAUUCUGAGAUAUAAAGUCACAAUUACCAGAUAUAAAGUCGUAAUUACCAGAUAUAAAGUCGUAAUUACCAGAUAUAGAUGCAGUUCUGAGAUAUAAAGUCACAAUUACCAGAUAUAAAGUCGUAAUUACCAGAUGUAGAUGCAAUUUUGAGAUAUAAAGUCAUAAUUACCAGAUAUAAAGUCGUAAUUACCAGAUAUAAAGUCGUAAUUACCAGAUAUAGAUUCAAUUCUGAGAUAUAAAGUCACAAGUACCAGAUAUAGAUUCAAUUCUGAGAUAUAAAGUCGCAAUUACCAGAUAUAGAUUCAAUUUUGAGAUAUAAAGUCGCAAUUACCAGAUAUAGAUGCAAUUCUGAGAUAUAAAGUCGUAAUUACCAGAUAUAAAGUCGUAAUUACCAGAUAUAGAUUCAAUUCUGAGAUAUAAAGUCACAAUUACCAGAUAUAAAGUCGUAAUUACCAGAUGUAGAUGCAAUUUUGAGAUAUAAAGUCACAAUUACCAGAUAUAGAUUCAAUUUUGAGAUAUAAAGUCGCAAUUACCAGAUAUAGAUGCAAUUCUGAGAUAUAAAGUCGUAAUUACCAGAUAUAAAGUCGUAAUUACCAGAUAUAGAUUCAAUUCUGAGAUAUAAAGUCACAAUUACCAGAUAUAAAGUCGUAAUUACCAGAUAUAAAGUCGUAAUUACCAGAUGUAGAUGCAAUUUUGAGAUAUAAAGUCAUAAUUACCAGAUAUAAAGUCGUAAUUACCAGAUAUAGAUUCAAUUUUGAGAUAUAAAGUCACAAUUACCAGAUAUAAAGUCGUAAUUACCAGAUAUAGAUUCAAUUUUGAGAUAUAAAGUCACAAUUACCAGAUAUAAAGUCGUAAUUACCAGAUAUAGAUUCAAUUCUGAGAUAUAAAGUCACAAGUACCAGAUAUAGAUUCAAUUCUGAGAUAUAAAGUCGCAAUUACCAGAUAUAGAUUCAAUUUUGAGAUAUAAAGUCGCAAUUACCAGAUAUAGAUUCAAUUCUGAGAUAUAAAGUCGUAAUUACCAGAUAUAAAGUCGUAAUUACCAGAUAUAAAGUCACAAUUACCAGAUAGAAAGUCGUAAUUACCAGAUAUAGAUUCAGUUCUGAGAUAUAAAGUCACAAUUACCAGAUAUAAAGUCGUAAUUACCAGAUAUAGAUUCAAUUUUGAGAUAUAAAGUCACAAUUACCAGAUAUAGAUUCAAUUUUGAGAUAUAAAGUCGCAAUUACCAGAUAUAGAUGCAAUUCUGAGAUAUAAAGUCGUAAUUACCAGAUAUAAAGUCGUAAUUACCAGAUAUAGAUUCAAUUCUGAGAUAUAAAGUCACAAUUACCAGAUAUAAAGUCGUAAUUACCAGAUAUAAAGUCGUAAUUACCAGAUGUAGAUGCAAUUUUGAGAUAUAAAGUCAUAAUUACCAGAUAUAAAGUCGUAAUUACCAGAUAUAGAUUCAAUUUUGAGAUAUAAAGUCACAAUUACCAGAUAUAAAGUCGUAAUUACCAGAUAUAGAUUCAAUUUUGAGAUAUAAAGUCACAAUUACCAGAUAUAGAUGCAGUUCUGAGAUAUAAAGUCACAAUUACCAGAUAUAAAGUCGCAAUUACCAGAUAUAAAGUCGUAAUUACCAGAUAUAGAUUCAAUUCUGAGAUAUAAAAGCGCAAUUACCAGAUAUAAAGUCGCAAUUCCGACAUGUAAAGCCACAGUUCUGAGAUAUCAAGUUGUAAUUUCAAGAUAUAAGCUCACAAUUAUGCUAAAUAAAGUCACAAUUGUGAGAUAUAAAGUCAGAAUUAUCUUUUUUUAUUUUUUUAUUCCGUGGUGAGAACAAGGCACCAUAACUAAGAAUAUCAGAGUGAACACUAGACACUGAUCAGAAAACAGACGACAAUCACGGUUAUCAGAGAACAGAAUCACAGUCACUCCAUUAACGGUUUAUGCAUAAAACUAGCACUACAAACUACUUUUUUUUUUACUUGUUCUGUUUUUUUAUGUUCUUUCUUUGGUAUUCUAUCAACUGAAAUCAUUACUCUCCCUUAUUUUUACCCCCUCUUUCUCAUGUAUAAGUGCUGUUAAUCUGUGGUUUAUAAUAGUGCCUGUACAGUAAUCUGUGUCCUACAGUAUUCCCAGAUUAGGAUAAUACCGCUGUGCGGCUGUGAUAUGGGAAUAAUCACAUCAAGCCAGGGAAGAUGUUGAAGUGUGUGUGAGUGUGUUAGAUGGAGAAGAUGCGCAUAAUAUCCGAUAAUCACGGAUUAUCCGUACCCUGAUUCUUCGGCAGCCGCUGGAUAACAGACGUUUGAUCUCGUUUUUUAAUAGAAAAUGAAACGGGAGUUCAGUGUGAAGGAGUUUUGGGUGGGGGAUGGUGUCGAUUUGACUGUGUGUGUUAAGUGUCUGUAUGACUUGAUAAAACAGAGAGUGUGUGUGUGUUAAUCAGCCUUGAUAAAGUAGGGAUUUUGUAUUUGGAUAAAGAGAAGAGGUGUUUUGUGUGCGUUAUGGUGUUAGAGAGUUAUUGUGUUUAUUCACAUGCUGAGAUCAGCAUGUUUUUAGGGAAGCUGCUUUUGUUGUCUUUCGUUUGUCUAUUCGGAGUCAAAAGGGCAUCAACUUAAGCCCUGACCGACACAAUCUGCCUUUGUUAACUUAAAAUGCCGAUCCACAUUUCUGCAUUUCAUUUUAAAAAGCUUCAGUCUGGCUGUGUGAAACAGUCAGUCAUUAUACUAUAUGAACUCUUAUGGGGGUGUUUGUUUGUUUACUUGCUUUUUAAGAGCCAGACAUAAAGCUGCCUCAUUUCCAUGACAACCUCUUUAUUCUUGGGAUGGCGUCUGAACCCUUUGCCCCCCUCAACCUUAUUUUGGUGUCUCUUUUUCUCCGCUUCAGUAUCCUCUCUUUCAAUCCAGCAUGUACAGACGAGGUUUUUCCUUUAUUCCGCAUAAUGAAGGCAAUCACCGCAAUUGUAUUAAUGUAUGUACUAAUGUUUUGAUGUUGGGUCUGUUUUAUAAAAGCUGCAUUAAUUUGUUAAAAUGUCUAUGGUACGGUGAUAGAUAUGCAUAAUGUAAUAAAAACAUGGAUGGUUAGCCUGAAAAUUAAAAUGCUGUCAUCAUUGACUCACUCUCAUGUCGUUCCAAACUUGUAUUACAUUCUUUAUUCCGUGGAACACAAAAAAAGGUUUUCGGCAAAAUGUCUGGGCUUCUCUUUUCGUACAAUGAAAGUGAUUAGAAACCGGGACUGUCAAGCUCCAAAAAUGACACAAAACACCAGAAAGCAGCAUAAAACUGGUCCACACAACUCAUGGCAUGACAUGUCUUGAUGCCCCAUAUUUAACCGCGCGCAAACGCAAGUUAGAUUUGAAAGCUACACAGGAAGGGAAGAUUUUCAGUAAAAACUGACUUAAAUUCAGGUUUGUUUUGCUUUACCAUUGACAGUGUUGUAGUGACAUCAGAGGACUUGUAAUAUAGCACACAAAUCAGAUUGAAUACUUUUAUGGAGCAUUUUUGGGGCUCUACAGCCUCAGACCCCAUUUACUUUUAUUGUGUGGAAAAGAGCAGCCUGAACGUUCUACAAAAUAUCUCCUUUUGUGUUCCAGGAAAGAGAAAAAGUCACAUGGGUUUGAAAUGACAUGAGUGCAGAGUAAAUGAUGACAGAGCUUUCAUUUUUGGGCGAAUUAACACUUUAAAACAGAAUCCUUCUGAGGCAAAUGAUGUCCUGACUUAUUAAAAUAUCGAACUCAUUGCGCAGUGCUGCAUGUGUCAGUGUUUUAAUCAAUUCUUCUACAGAAACAUGAUCAUGUUUAUGUCUCUCCAGUUCAGAUCUUGCAUAUCUGUUCUCUUUAAGAACAGUCUGAGUCGCUUUAUUGUUCGGUUGGCGCAGUUAUAAUUAUAAAAGGCUUCAUCUGAAUGUAAAAUGCGCCUCACAAUAAACGGAGUGGGCGUGGUCAAGUGGGCGGGACUUCCUGCCGGGAACGUACACGAGGUUACGUGAGCCGUGCGCGUUUUUUUUUCUCUGUCAGUGGAGGCCUUUAAACUACGCCCACACAGCUCGAUCCACGCGUUUCCCCGCUUCUAACACAACCCGAAUCCACAGGACGCGAGGCCGACCGACGGAACCCGUCACACAUCGGUGCCAGCGCUCCCGGAAUACCUUCAAACCGCAUCUGAUACGGGUCAUGACGCUGGAAGCGAUCCGGUACCGGUCCGGGUCUCUGCAGAUCCUCAACCAGCUGCUGCUGCCGCACGACACCGUGUACGUCGAGGUCCGUUCGGUGCAGGACGGCUAUGAGGCCAUUAAGAGUAUGAAGGUGCGCGGCGCUCCUGCUAUCGCCAUCGUGGGGUGCCUGAGUCUGGCGGUGGAGCUGCGGGCUGGCGCUGGGGGCGAUGACCUCGUGUCGUUCAUCAGGGACUCUCUAUGUCACCUGACAUCCGCGCGACCUACAGCGGUCAACAUGGGCCGAGCCGCCCGCGAGCUGAUGGAGUUCACUGAGAAUGAGAGCAUGGAGAAAAACACAGAACAACUGAAAGACAGUGUGAUUGGCUGGAUUGAGGAGAUGUUGGAGCGAGACAUGAACGACAACAAAAAAAUCGGCAACUACGGCGCCCAGCACAUCCUGUCUGGUGUUCCAAGAGAUUCCAUUACAAUCCUCACGCACUGUAACACCGGGAGCCUCGCCACGGCAGGAUACGGCACAGCUCUCGGAGUGGUACGGUCGCUGCACACACUGGGUCGUUUGAAGCGUUUGUACUGUACAGAAACGAGGCCCUAUAACCAGGGGGCCAGACUGACGGCGUACGAGGCCGUCGCGGAGGGAUUUCCGGCCACCCUCAUCACAGACAGCAUGGCAGCGCUCGCCAUGAGAGAGAAAGGAAUUACAGCUGUCGUCGUCGGAGCAGACAGGGUUGUUGCCAAUGGUGACACGGCAAACAAAGUGGGCACAUAUCAGCUGGCUAUCGCUGCAAAGCAUCACGGGGUCCCAUUUUAUGUGGCGGCGCCCAGCACGUCCUGCGAUCUGAGUUUGGAGAGCGGCCGUGACAUUGUGAUAGAGGAACGCCCACCUGAGGAGCUCACCAGCAUCAACGGCAUACCUGUAGCUGCACCUGGUAUUGAGGUGUGGAACCCAUCGUUUGACGUCACUCCUCACCAGCUCAUCACAGGUGGCAUCAUCACCGAGCUCGGCGUGUUCCUCCCGUCUGAACUCCAGGCCGCUCUGACGGGCAGACUCACAGCUCUGUAAGGCCACAGCACCCCAGCUGGCACGGGUGUAUCACUGCACCUUCAUCACCUCACAGCUCUCUCGUAAUGUUUCACCUCACUCUGGUGGAAGUCGCACUUUUAAUCACAUACACAAGCAUCAGCACGGAGGUGUUAACAAUACACACUCUGAUCAGUUCAACACUUAUGAAGUGGAAUAACACCAUGUUACACACAAAUUGUACAACCCAGGGAUGCUUGUAAACACACACACACACACACACACACACACACGCACUUCUUUCUGUCUGUAAAGCUCAUGUGAUGUCAUCUCGUGUUGGUCUGAAUUGUUGUGAAAACGUCAUUCAAUCGUUCGUGUUUUUUUUGCUUUUUUUUUGUUUUUUUACUCUUUCGCUAUCUUCCCCUCUUUCUGGCUUAGCUCCAGUUUUUAAUGGAAAGUGUUUCAGUAAUGAAAAAAUACAGCUUUCAAUACAACUUAAGCUUUAUUGGCAGCAUUUGUGGCAUAACGUUGAUCACCACACAUUAAUUUUGACUCGUCCCUCUUUUUUUUUAUAUAUAUAUAUAUAUCCCCUUUUCUCCCAAUAUGGAAUGCCCAAUUCCCACUACUUAGUAGGUCCUCAUGGUGGCGCGGUUACUCACCUCAGUCUGGGUGGCGGAGGACAAGUCUCAGUUGACUCCGCUUCUGAGACCGUCAAUCCGCACAUCUCACGUGACUCGUUGUGCAUGACACCGCAGAGACUCACAGCAUGUGGAGGCUCAUGCUACUCUCCGCGAUCGACACACAACUUACCACGCGCCCCACUGAGAGCGAGAACCACUAAUCGUGACCACAAGGAGGUUAUCCCAUGUGACUCUACCCUCCCUAGCAACCGGACCAAUUUGGUUGCUUAGGAGAUCUGGCUGGAGUCACUCAUCACGCCCUGGAUUCGAACUCAUGACUCCAUGGGUGGUAGUCAACGUCAAUACUCACUGAGCUACCCAGGCCCCCUUGUCCCUCAUUUUUUAAAUAAAAGCAAAAAUAGCUAUUACAGUAAAGUUCUUGGAAUGGAAAUCUAUGAGGUAAGUGUUUCGGAGGAUUUAAAUACAGAAAUUUAAAACCUUGAAGUGUUCAUGUAAGUGCUUUAACCAAAAUACGUGUUAUUUGAGCUGUAGAAGUGUCUAAAGGACUACUUUUAUCAGCCACAUUAUUCUUGUGUUUGUAUUUUUUGAUGUGUGAAGUCCUUGUAAAAAAAAAAACAAAACAUAUGAGUUAAUUUUCUGUGGUAUUCAACAUUAUGCCAUAAAUUCUGUUGGUAUAGCGUAAACAUUGUUCAACUUUGAAUUAUAUAAAUAUUUCAAAACUAAGUCUUUGGUUUGAUACAGUUCACAGGUAAACAAAUUUCCUUUUAAGGGCAGACAAUUAAUUAGUUGUAAAAUUAAAUAUAACUUUAGGAAUAUAAUGUAAAUGAAGAAAGCUUAGCUUGUUUUAAAUAAGCUCUGCCCCUCACUGUACAUAUGUAUGCUUUAGCUUGUUAGCAUAAUGCUAGCAGUUGUGUUAGCAUAAUUGAUCUGAGCGCCAAUCCUUUCACAGGACGUGCUGAGGAUGAAUAAAUAACACAAUACUGAAGUCAAAAUGUUAUAUUAACAUUUAGAGAGUUUUUAAACCCACAGACGAAACUUACGAAGAUACAGAAAAGGACACUUUAAAUGCAGAUGUAGGUAUUUUACAUUCUUGAAUCUCAUGAAAUAUGUUGGGGUCAUAUUUCAGCACAAAA